Messenger RNA from Cyprinus carpio (common carp), 4256 nucleotides. RefSeq names its product amyloid beta precursor like protein 2-like. The record is from RefSeq and is a predicted model, not a curated record. Gene Ontology annotation, molecular function: transition metal ion binding; serine-type endopeptidase inhibitor activity; heparin binding. Gene Ontology annotation, cellular component: membrane. Gene Ontology annotation, biological process: axonogenesis; central nervous system development. Lineage: Eukaryota; Metazoa; Chordata; Actinopteri; Cypriniformes; Cyprinidae.
GCUUGGUCGUGUUUUUAGAGCUCGCGGCCGCGCAGUGUCAGUCGGAGACGCGCUACAUUCCACGCGCUGCGAGCGGGAUCAACGCUUAGUGGAGAAAACACAGGAGAGAGAGACGCACGCACACAACAACCGCUCGAGGAUCGUUUACCGAGCUGCUUUCUGUUUAAUAACCUCUUGUAAGACUCCACAGCGGGAUAAUUUCAGCACAGAUCCCAGCAGAGAGUAACCGUGGAAGAUGGGUUUAGUCCCGGCUGUAUCUGUGCUCAUUCUGGCCAUCGCUGUUCCGAGUCUGGCCGGAUACAUUGAGGCGCUGGCAGCUAAUGCAGGUACCGGAUUUGCCGUUGCAGAGCCACAGGUUGCCAUGUUUUGCGGCAAACUCAACAUGCACAUUAAUAUCCAGACUGGCCGCUGGGAGCCGGACCCUUCCGGAUCCAAAUCCUGCGUUGGAACCAAAGAAGGAGUGCUGCAAUACUGUCAAGAGAUGUAUCCUGAACUGCAAAUCACAAAUGUGGUGGAAGCCAACCAGCCAGUCAAGAUCGAGAACUGGUGCAAGGAGGACAAGAAACAGUGUAAGGGCCACGCUCACAUCGUGGUCCCCUACAAGUGCUUGGUUGGGGAGAUUGUGAGUGACAUCCUCCAGGUGCCAGAGAAGUGUAAAUACUUGUAUAAGGAGAGCAUGGAUAUGUGUGUGAGUCAACAGCAGUGGUACGGUGUGGCCAAAGAGGCCUGCUCUAAGGGGAACAUGGUCCUGCACAGCUACAGCAUGCUGCUGCCCUGUGGCAUUGAUAAGUUCUACGGCACUGAUUACGUCUGCUGCCCGUCUACUCCUCCUGAAAAGCCCACACCUCCUGCUUCACUUUCUAACGAGCUAGAUGAUGAGGAUGAAGACGAGGACGAGGAGGUGGAGGAGCCGGUUGUUGAGGAUGAGGAUGAUGAAGCAGUAGAGGAGAGCGAUUCUGUUGCCAGUGAGCAGCCCACUCCAGAGGACACAGCUGAAGAGGAGGAGCAGGAGGAGGAAGGAGAUUUGGAGGCCUACCACUAUGUGUACGAAGAUGAAGAGGACGACCGAGACAGUGAGGAAAAGGAUGUGAAGAAAGAGAAAGCUGCCAUCCCUGAAAGCCAGGAUGGUGACAAAACUCUGCAGGAACUGGAAGCUGUGUGUUCUCUGGAGGCGGAGACCGGCCCCUGCCGUGCCUCUAUGCCUCGCUGGCACUUCGACAUUCAGCAGAGGAAGUGUGUGCACUUCAUCUACGGAGGCUGUGCCGGCAACCGCAACAAUUUCGACUCAGAGGAGUACUGCAUGGCCGUGUGUAAACGUUUGACUGUGCCGUCCACCCCUCAACCCACAGAUGACGUGGAUGUGUACUUCGAGACCCCAGCAGAUGAUAAAGAGCACAGCCGUUUCCAGAAGGCCAAGGAGCAACUUGAGAUCAGACACCGCAACCGCAUGGAAAGGGUGAGAAAGGAGUGGGAGGAGGCUGAGAGCCAGGCCAGGAACCUGCCCAAAGCUGAGAGACAAACACUGAUCCAGCACUUCCAGGAUAUGGUGGAGUCCUUGGAGGAGGAUGCAGCCAUUGAGAAACAGCAGCUGGUGGCGACUCAUCUUGCCCGGGUGGAGGGCAUGCUGAACGAUCGCCGCCGUCUUGCCCUGGAGAACUACCUUGCCACUCUGCAGGCUGAUCCACCAAGGCCCCACCGUAUCCUGCAGGCUCUGAAGAGGUAUGUGCGUGCUGAGAAUAAGGAUCGUCAGCACACCAUCCGCCACUACCAGCACGUCCUGGCCGUGGACCCUGAGAAGGCCGCCCAGAUGAAGUCCCAAGUGAUGACCCACCUGUGGGUGAUUGAGGAGAGGAUGAACCAGAGCCUGUCUCUGCUCUAUAAGGUGCCCUACGUCGCAGAGGAGAUCCAGGAUGAGAUCGACGAACUUCUGCAGGAUCAAAAGGCAGAUAUGGACCAGUUCUUGUCCUCCAUCUCUGAAUCUCAGCCUGAUGUUACUGUGUCCUCUGAGGAGAGCGUGGAGGUUCCUGCCUUUGAAGGAAAGCCUUUCCGCCCCUUCCAGGUCAACUCUCUGGGCUCCCCCGCUGAACCCGAGGGUGAUCUCUCUGAACCCCCUCGUGCCUUCAAGAAAGGCUCUGGCAUGAACAGUCUGGAUGGUCUGAUUGGAGCGGAGGAAAAAGCCAUCAACAGCAAGAACAAGAUCAGUGAAAAUGUGGUGAUUGAUGAGACUCUGGAUGUUAAAGAAGUGGUUUUGAAUGGUGUUGAUCCUCUGUUCAGCCGUGGAUCAGAACAGGAGACGUUCCGCCCCCUGGUGGAUGAUUUCAGCUUCGGAAGCAGCGCUCUGAUUGGCCUGCUGGUGAUUGCAGUGGCCAUCGCGACCGUGAUUGUGAUCAGUCUGGUGCUGCUGAGGAAGAGGCAGUACGGCACCAUCAGUCACGGCAUUGUGGAGGUGGAUCCUAUGCUGUCUCCAGAAGACCGUCACCUGAGCAAGAUGCAGAACCACGGCUAUGAAAACCCCACCUACAAAUACCUGGAGCAGAUGCAGAUUUAGCCUUCAUGCGGCGCUGUGGAGCUAGAGAGGGGUGAACAUACUACUGACCAAUUAUAAAACUGCUCUCAAAUCAUUUCAUGCAUUUGAAAUGCAUAUUCUGGUUCAUUUCAAGAAAACAAUGGUUUAUUAAUACUACUACUUCUAAUACUCCUACUGUUGUACCAUGGAGAGCAUUUUUAUGCUCUUGUAACUUUUUUUUAUUUUAUUUUAAAGUCAGUGGUUUUAAAUCAGGAGAACGUGAUUCUGCAAAUCAGCCUGGAAUUGAUUUUCCGUCAUUGAAAUCGGAACGUAUUGUAAUGUUAUUUUAAAUGUUGAUUUUAUAAAGUUGUGUUCAAAUCUAGUCUAUAGAGGUACAGCAAAGCCAAAACAAUCAAUAUGAGACAGCAGUUUAUCUACACCAUCGCUGGCCGCCGGAUAUACUUCUUUUAAAUAGAUCGCUUGUAUAUGAAGGUUAUUUGUAAUGACUUAAAUGUAUAGUGAAUCAGAAAAUAUGAAAAGAAAAUUAAUUCAUUUACUUUGUAAUUAUUAAAAACACACAAUAUAGAAAAGUAGAUGGUUGGUUUAUUCAUAGUCUUUUGUUAUAUUUUUUCCAGAGCUUAAAUCUUUGCUGGGUGACAGGUUUAAACUUUGAGAUUAAAGGACUGAUAUUCCCGUUCCAAACAUCUGAUACCAUCGCCUGUGUAAGAUACGAGGAAUGGUUCGAACUGAAUGGCGUGACGGCCUGCCAGAUAUUUUGGCUGAUUGUGAAUGUAGAGGUGCCCGAUUUCUGUACAUUUCCACGUCAUUUGUUUUUAUCUUUUGGUUAUGGUGUCAUAUACUUGGACCAAUAAACAAUGCGGCCCCUGCAGAUGGUCAGUGCGGAUUGGUUUGAAGGGCCACAAGGUUAGGGGCCUCCAGACUCCCAUAUCACAUGUCUCUUUACUCAAUGAAUGCUAUUUUUCAUGCCGUUACAUGCACACACUCCAACACUCCCUUUUUAUAGUAAAUCUGGCCUGAUAAAACGUUGCAUUCAGCUUAGGUUUAUCACAAUUGUACUGGAUUGUCAUUUCAUAGCUGCCAAAUGAGAACUGUCAUGGAGAAUUUAAUCAUGUGGCAAUACUUUCCACACGUUGCUUAAAUCAAAGAGAGCAUAAAUACGUCACUGGAGUCAUCUGUAAUUAUAACACUAUGAUAUAUUACAUAAGUCCCGCAAGGACAUACCCUUGAAAACCAUGAUUAAACGCAAAAAUGCACUAAUGUUACCAAGCUGGAGGCCAAGGCAAGUGCAAGAAAUGUUUUGCAUGUCCACUACGAUGGAAGGCAAGGAGAAAAUGUAAUCAAUUUCUCUCUCGCUCUUCCCCACUUCUUAGCGAUGUCUUUGUAUGCCUGUAUUGUUGAUGUUGCAAUCAUGGCUUUUAUCAAGGACAACCUGUGGUGUGCAUUGUUCUUAAACGAGAUGUCAUGAUAUAUAUUUUUAAAUUUGUUCUCUUUUUUUAUUUUCUAUUUUUUCCCCUCUUCCUGUGACAGUAUUUCUGUAUGUGACUUUCACUAUGCACCUAAACGGCUCCAAUCUUGGACCUUGUCAUUGCCUGCUUGAUUGUGGAAAUGGUCGAAGGGGUGAGGGGAAAAUAAUACAAAGUUCAUAUAUUAGAAGUAAAAUAUUGAUUGAAUCCAGUGGAAAUGGCUUCUUGGUUACAGGUGGGAAACGUCAAUAAAUUCACUACUUCCA